This is a messenger RNA of Brassica oleracea var. oleracea, 1035 nucleotides long. RefSeq lists its product as uncharacterized. The record is from RefSeq and is a predicted model, not a curated record. Lineage: Eukaryota; Viridiplantae; Streptophyta; Magnoliopsida; Brassicales; Brassicaceae. Bases 1 to 1035 code for a protein of 344 amino acids. The transcript has a single exon.
AUGAGGGAAGGCUUUGUGAAGUGUUACUGCGAACACACAUUGUUCGUAAAGACAGAAGGAGGGAACUCGUUGAUCAUCAGUUUGUACGUCGAUGAUCUCAUCUACACCAGCAACUCGGAAAGCAUGCUUGAUAGCUUCAAAAAAUCGAUGCAAGAAGAGUUCUCUAUGACGGAUUUAGGGAAGAUGAAGUACUGUCUAGGUGUGGAGGUUAUACAAGAUGAGGCUGGGAUCUUUAUAAGUCAGAGAAAGUAUGCUCUGGAGACUCUGAAGAAGUAUGGGAUGCAGGACUGCAAUGCUGUGAGAAAUCCGAUGGUUCCAGGCAACAAACUGACAAAGAGAGGAGCUGGAGAAGAAGUAGAUCCAACGGCUUACAAGCAACUUGUGGGAAGCUUGAGGUACUUAACAGCUACUCGACCUGAUUUGAUAUAUUCUGUGAAUGUGGUCAGUAGAUACAUGGAGAAUCCAAGAGAGGAACACAUGAUGGCUGUCAAGCAUAUCAUGAGGUAUGUGAAAGGGACUGCAGGUUUCGGAAUUCAGUACUUGUGUGGUGGAGAAGAAAAACUUGUGGGGUAUGUGGAUAGUGAUUAUGCAGGCGAUGAAGACGAUAGAAAGAGCACAUCAGGUUUUACAUUUAUGUUUGGAGGAGGAGCUGUGUCUUGGAGCUCAAAGAAACAGCCCAUCGUUACUCUUUCUACCACGGAGGCAGAGUAUGUUGCUGCAGCAAAUGGAGCUUGUCAAGCUGUAUGGAUGAGGAAUAUGUUAACUGAAAUCGGGUUUGGUCAAGGUGAUGGUACGGUUCUUUUCUGCGAUAACAGUUCAGCUAUCAAGUUAUCAAAGAAUCUUGUGCUACAUGGAAGAAGCAAGCAUAUACAUGUGAGGUUCCAUUUCUUAAGAGAGCUCGUGAAUGAAGGUAUCAUUUCAACGGAGUAUUGUUCAACUCAUGAGCAAUUAGCGGAUAUCAUGACAAAACCGGUAAAGCUUGAAGUGUUCGAGAAGUUGAGGGCAGACAUUGGAGUAACAUUGAAAGAAGGUUAA